Molecule: messenger RNA, 870 nt
Organism: Canariomyces notabilis
Lineage: Eukaryota; Fungi; Ascomycota; Sordariomycetes; Sordariales; Chaetomiaceae
Product: 37S ribosomal protein S12-like protein
Exons: 3
Coding region: 1-510 (169 amino acids)
Biological process (GO): translation
Cellular component (GO): ribosome; small ribosomal subunit
Molecular function (GO): structural constituent of ribosome
Source: RefSeq, a predicted model, not a curated record
AUGGCGACGACAUUCCUCCGCAACCUGGUGUUGCGGCCGUCGCUUAGGCAGCCAAUUCGGCCACCACCAUCGCCCUUCUCCACCAUACGGGCCUUCUCCAGCACCCCAUCGCCAAAGGCAACCCUCAACCAAGUCCUGCGGGGCUGCCGGAAACCCCAACGCGCCCGCCACGCCGUCUCCCCGGCGCUCUCGGCCAUCCACGCGCCCGCGCUCAAGGGCGUCUGCGUCAAGGUGGGCAUCACUAAGCCCAAGAAGCCCAACUCGGGCGAGCGAAAGACGGCCCGUGUACGCCUGUCUACGGGCAAGGUGAUUACAGCGUACAUUCCCGGCGAAGGGCACAAUAUCCAGCAGCACAGCGUCGUGCUGGUCCGCGGCGGGCGGGCGCAGGACUGUCCCGGCGUGCGGUACCACUUGGUUAGGGGCGCUUUGGACUUGGGUGGUGUUGGCGCGAGAAUGACGAGCAGGAGUAAAUACGGGACGAAGAAACCCAAAAAGGCAUCAGUUGGCUAAGCUGCAGUGAUCUUGUUCUUCAAGGGCGCAGGAGCGAAUCUCAGGGAUGCCGAUGCUUAGAUGAGACGCAAGCAAGUUGGGACUUUUCAGCAAGCAUUAGUCCCUUUUGUACUAUUAUAUGUACAUAUAUCGCAUACCAUGGACAUCGAAAAUUCCCACAGCAACAGCAAUAUGCUAUCGCAAUGAGAGACACCUAAACAGCAUAUCAGUCAAAGAAAUUUCAGGUUAGCAGAUCCCCAUUUGGCGUACACUUAAAACUCUACAACACAGAAGCCACCGCCAGAAGCCAACGGGCCACAGUCCAAACGGCUGCCAAUGACCAUAGUCCCCAGACGCCUCCGUGAUCCGUUAACCCUUUUU